Messenger RNA from Dictyostelium purpureum, 1554 nucleotides. Its product is annotated as hydroxymethylglutaryl CoA reductase. Gene Ontology annotation, molecular function: protein binding; hydroxymethylglutaryl-CoA reductase (NADPH) activity. The transcript has a single exon. The record is from RefSeq and is a predicted model, not a curated record. The coding region runs from base 1 to 1554 and encodes 517 amino acids. Gene Ontology annotation, biological process: coenzyme A metabolic process; sterol biosynthetic process; isoprenoid biosynthetic process. Lineage: Eukaryota; Evosea; Eumycetozoa; Dictyosteliales; Dictyosteliaceae. Gene Ontology annotation, cellular component: peroxisomal membrane; endoplasmic reticulum membrane.
AUGUUAAGAUUAAUUGGCUCAAAUUUAUUAAAGAACUCAAAACAAGUAAGAUUAUUUACAACUGCAAAUUACAAACCAGAAUCAUGUGUUAAAGAAGAACCAGCUAAAAAAGUCAGUGCUAAUGUUGAAAAUUUAAAAGAUGAAGAAAUCAUUGGUUUAGUUGAUAAGGGUGAAAUUCAACCACACAAUUUAGAAACUCGUUUACCAAACGAUUUCAGAAGAGCUGUUCAUAUUAGAAGAAAGUUAUUAGCUAGAGAUCUUCAAAAAGAACAUCAAAGAGCUCUUCAUGCUCAAGCUGUUGUUGCUGCAGCUGAAAAAGCCGCCACUUCAGGUGAAGAUCCAGCCUCAAUUCCAACUGUUACUGCACCAUCAUCAAAUUUAGAUUUCGAUUCAUCAAUUAAUAAUAUUCCAUUAGAUGGUUAUGAUUACACUAAAGUUUUAGGUGCAUGUUGCGAAAAUAUCAUUGGUUACAUCCCAAUCCCAAUUGGUGUUGCAGGUCCAAUUUUACUCGAUGGCAAAUUAGUUUCCAUUCCAAUGGCCACUACUGAAGGUUGUCUUGUUGCUUCAACUCACAGAGGUGCUAAAGCUAUCACAAAGAGUGGUGGUGCUAAAUCAGUUGUCCUCCAAAACGGUAUGACCAGAGCUCCAGUUUGUCGUUUACCAAGCGCUGUUAAAGCUGCUGAACUCAAACAAUGGAUCGAAAACCAAGAAAACUUUUAUCAAGUUGCCUCAGCCUUCAACUCUACCUCAAGAUUCGCUCGUUUAAAGAAUAUCAAAGUUGUUAUUGCUGGUAGACUUGUAUAUUUAAGAUUCAAAUCAUCAACUGGUGAUGCUAUGGGUAUGAAUAUGGUCAGUAAAGGUGUCGAAAAAGCUAUGGAAGUUAUUAGCGAAUAUUUCCCAGAGCUCGAAGUUCUUUCAUUAUCAGGUAACGUCUGUACCGAUAAAAAACCAUCAGCCAUCAAUUGGUUAGAAGGUCGUGGUAAAUCAGUUGUUGCUGAAGCUGUUAUCAGCGGUGAUAUCGUUAGAGAUGUCUUAAAGACUACUGUCGAUUCUUUAGUUUCAUUAAAUGUCGAUAAAAAUUUAAUUGGUUCAGCUAUGGCUGGUUCAAUUGGUGGUUUCAAUGCUCACGCUUCAAAUAUUGUUACUGCUCUUUACAUUGCCACUGGUCAAGAUCCAGCUCAAAAUGUCGAAUCAUCAAAUUGUAUUACUUUAAUGGAAAGUAUCAACAAUGGUAAAGAUUUAUACAUUUCAGUAACUAUGCCAUCUAUCGAAGUCGGUACUGUUGGUGGUGGUACACAUCUCCCAGCUCAAGCUGCUUGUCUUGAUCUCCUCAAAAUUCGUGGUGCCAACGUUGAACGUCCAGGUGCCAACUCUGAACAAUUAUCAAGAGUCGUUGCUGCUGCCGUCCUCUCUGGUGAAUUAUCUUUAAUGUCAGCUCUUGCUGCUGGUCAUCUCGUUCGUUCUCACUUAAAACACAACCGUAAGACUGAAACUAAACCACAACCACAAGCUGAUCAAAUCUCAAUGUCACACAACUUACCACACACUGAUUAA